Messenger RNA from Microsporum canis CBS 113480, 426 nucleotides. RefSeq lists its product as hypothetical. Bases 1 to 426 code for a protein of 141 amino acids. The transcript has 2 exons. Lineage: Eukaryota; Fungi; Ascomycota; Eurotiomycetes; Onygenales; Arthrodermataceae. The record is from RefSeq and is a predicted model, not a curated record.
AUGACCCUAUACGCCUACGUGCUCGUUUACCCGGAGAGCAGUAAAACCCCAGCCCACUGGGCCAUUUUCGUGACCGCGACAGAGGAGGGCAAAGUUGGGCAGGAAUUUCAAGCUAUUGGCAGCCCGUUCCAUGGCUAUUCUCUCGACAUUAAGGAACAGUUUGAUCUCAGCAAGGAGUUCAAGAUGCAUGUGCUCGUCUUUCUCGGCUGGCACUCUCGGCUUGCUGGAGUCGCGCAGGGUAUUCCAGCGCCUGGGAUAAGUUCAACCCCUCUAGAUCCGUUUGCCGGACCGGCGUAUAUACUGAUUGAUUUCAUGCUUAAUGAAAAUUGCCAAAGCUGGGCCAGGAAAUUCAUUACGGCCCUGGUCGACCGAGGAGCGAUGGAUUCUUCUGCGCUAGAAAGACUUGCCGCUGCUCCUAGUGUAUAG